Molecule: messenger RNA, 1032 nt
Organism: Laccaria bicolor S238N-H82
Lineage: Eukaryota; Fungi; Basidiomycota; Agaricomycetes; Agaricales; Hydnangiaceae
Exons: 7
Coding region: 1-1032 (343 amino acids)
Biological process (GO): base-excision repair
Cellular component (GO): nucleus
Molecular function (GO): phosphoric diester hydrolase activity; double-stranded DNA 3'-5' DNA exonuclease activity; DNA-(apurinic or apyrimidinic site) endonuclease activity
Source: RefSeq, a predicted model, not a curated record
AUGCCACCAAGUAGAAAGUCCUUCAAGAGGAAAAUAGACGCGAAUCUGUCGGAAACCGAAGGGCCAUCUACAUCCAAGGUCUUAAAGAAAGCAAGGACCGAAAACAUAUCUGUCCCAGAAAUUUCGCAACCAACCAACAAAGUCCUUCCUGUAAAUAUUACAUUUCCACCACGAGAACCUGGGACGGUUCGCCUAGCAACGUGGAAUAUCUGUGGCCUAGCCGCGAGUCAGAAGAAGGGUUUCAAGUAUUACGUGGAAGCGGAGGACCCUGACAUUUUAGUUCUUACAGAAACAAAGGUUAACGACGUGCCCAACGAUCCCGCUUUGACGAAACGGUUCCCCUAUGCGUAUUGGUCAAUAUCCAGUAAAAAAUCGUAUUCUGGGACCGCCAUCCUGUCAAAACAUGAGCCACUGAGUGUGACGCGAGUCCUACCAGGUCAUCCUGAUCCCUCGCAUGUGAAAGGAAGGAUCAUUACCCUCGAGUUUGAGAAUUUUUAUGUCGUAGGCACGUAUGUUGUGAACGCCGGCACCGAUCUGAAGACUUUGGAUGAGAAGAAAGAGUGGAAUGUUCAUUUCGAUGCCUAUAUCCGUGAUCUCGAUUCCAAGAAGCCUGUCAUAUGGACCGGGGAUCUCAACGUUGCACCAACCGAAAUGGGUAUGUACUGCAACCAUCCUUUUGGCCCAAGGUUGAUCACCGCAGCAGACCUUGCAAACCCAAAGAAAAAAUGGAAUAAAACGGCAGGGUACACCGAGGCUGAAACAACGGCAUUUAGGAAGAUCCUGGCCUCGCCCGACGACAUCUCUGCGAACAAGUUUGUUGAUGUCUGGCGCCAAUUACAUCCUGAAGACCGGCAUUAUACAUAUUUUUCGUACAGAUUCAACUGCAGAACGAAAGGACUUGGAUGGAGACUGGACAUGUUUGUGCUUAGCGAGCGAAUGAUGGAAAGGGUAAAGAUGUGUGAGAUCCGUAGUGAGAUAUAUGGUGCAUCUGACCAUUGUCCUCUGGUUAUGGAGAUUGAGGGCAAACUGUAG